Miscanthus lutarioriparius is the source of this 960-nucleotide messenger RNA. NCBI's taxonomy places the organism in Eukaryota, Viridiplantae, Streptophyta, Magnoliopsida, Poales, Poaceae. The record is from the annotation of a GenBank genome assembly.
AUGCGCCUGAAACGGCAGAAGCCGCCUUCUCGGGGAUGCGCUGGUGGCGCCCACAACAAGGAGAAGGAGAAGGAGAAGGGAUCCUCCGGGGCGCGGCCGGCGGGCGCAGCGGCAGCGGUCGGGUACGUGUCGGUGGAGGACGCCGACGCCCUCGACUGUGGCGUCUGCUACCGCCCGCUCAAGCCCCCCAUCUUCCAGUGUAACGAGGGCCAUGUGGUGUGUUCGUCAUGCCGUGACAAGCUUGCACCGGCUGGCAAGUGCCAUGUAUGCGGCAUUGCCACAAGCAGCUACCACAGGUGCCAUGCCUUGGAGCGCCUGGUGGAGUCCAUCCGCGUCCCAUGCCCGAAUGCGGCCCAUGGCUGCAACACCAAGCCAGCCUACUACGACCACUAUGGCCACUGCAAGACGUGUCCAUAUGCACCGUACCGCUGCCUGAGCAAGGAAUGUAGCUUUCCUGGCUCAACAGAUGCGCUCCUGGACCACUUCGCUAGUGCACAUGGCUGGCCUUCCACCACCAAGAUUGGUGUGUUUGAGAGGCACAGCAUCUGCCUCUAUGACGGCUUCAACUUCCUCCUUGCUGACUGUGCUGAGGACGACAAUCAUGGAAGCACUACCACCACCAUCAGCAGCAGUAAAUACCUGUUCCUCCUGAAUGUGACAAGGCAGUCGCUUGGCCGUGCCAUCACCGUGCACCUCAUCAGUCAGGAGUCACCCUCAGAAAUACUAAGAUGUGUGCUCAGCUAUUCACUGGUAGUCUAUGACCCUUGUGAGCGCUGUAAGUUCGUGGCCAGCCAUUCUCUGCAAUCUGAGAUCAAUAUGGAAUGCAUGGACCUCUCCAAUGGGCCGCCUGACCCUGCCGACUGCUUCCACUUUGUUGUGCCAGAUUCCGUUCUUGGAGACAAGAACAAGGAGGAUCCUAUCCAGGUCAAUGUCUGUAUCAGCAUCAUCAAUCUGCAGUAG